Molecule: messenger RNA, 474 nt
Organism: Cotesia glomerata
Lineage: Eukaryota; Metazoa; Arthropoda; Insecta; Hymenoptera; Braconidae
Product: serine protease snake-like
Exons: 2
Coding region: 85-474 (129 amino acids)
Biological process (GO): proteolysis
Molecular function (GO): serine-type endopeptidase activity
Source: RefSeq, a predicted model, not a curated record
AUUGAAAACUUCAGAACAAUGUGAUCAUUGUGUUUUAUUCUUAAUGGCUCAUGGACAGUAUGCGAGAAAAAUGAGUUUCCACACAUGGCAGCAGUUGGAUGGAUUCAAGAUAGAAAUAGUGCAAUUGAAUAUUCAUGUGCUGGUUCAUUGAUUUCUGACCAAUGGGUUCUAACUUCUGCUCAUUGUACUCAUACUGAUACGGGAUUUCCGAAGGUUGUUAAAUUAGGAACCCAUAAUCUAAGCAACGAUUCCGGAGAAAUUAUCAGUAUUGUGAACAUAAUCAUUAAUCCAGAAUUCAAUCAACCACGCCUGUAUCAUGACAUUGCUUUGUUGAAAUUGGAACGUGCUGUAGAAUUUAAGAAUAAUGUGAAACCAGCUUGUUUGUACAGAAAAUUUGAAACAGCACCCGAUGUUGUUUGGGCCACUGGAUGGGGUUCCAGAAGAAACGGUAGAUUUGCUUUUGUUAUUAUGUGA